UCUCUUUAUCACUCUUUUUUCUUUUCUCUUCUCUUUCUUUCUAUCGCUUUAUCUAUUCUCUCAUAUUUUGUGUAUAUUUAAUUCAUAGACAUUUCGGGUCUUGUAUCUUAAAUGCUGUUCUCCUCGCACGCGAUCAGUAGCCGGAGAUGGUGCAUCGGAAUUAAAUGUGCCCACAAACAGGCGACAACAAUAAACACCAACAUCAAUAACAACGACAGCAACAUUGCUGUGAUAAAAUGUAAACAUAUUUGAAAAUAACAACAGAAGAAAAAGCGUGGAUCUCAAAAACAGAACAAAAUCUUGCCCUCAAUUUUUCUAAGGCAACUCGUUAGCUUUUCACUUAUAACUUCUAGGCUUUAAUAAACAAAUUUGCUUUAAACCUUUAAAAGAAACUUUUGUUCAGAACGUAUAUGAAAGCAACUUGUUUCAUUUUUUUACAAGUAAUUUGUUUAAAAGUUUUAGAAGCAAUUAUUUGAGCCUUUUUCUUUUUUAUCAGCGAACUGUUUUUUUUUUAAAGAUCUACAUUUAAGAAGUGAAUUAUUUCAAACCUUUUCGUGCAACUAAGAGGAUACACACCAACUUCUAAAAGUUCCCGUGGUAAUUUCAAAGUGUUACAAGCAACAUCAGAACCGGCUUCUUAAUCAAUCAGGAUAAAGUGACGGUAAAUAGGACUAAUUACAGAACAAGCAUCAUUGAUAGCGCACAAGCAAACUUCUUUGGUAAAUCACUUUGAUAUAUAUAUCUUCAGAAAGAUAUUUUGUUCUUUGACAUUUAUUCCAAAACUUUUCACAAUAUUUUCAUAUUGACAAUAGAUUUUUUUUAAGGUAGUAAAAAAAAUCAUUUUUUAAUUUCUAAAAGAAAAACAAAUUCUUAAAAGUUGGAACGAAAUAUUAAUCAGAAAAAAAAAUUCAGUGAUUCUGAUUAAUUAUAUUUAAGCAGUUGCUAAAACGUUUGUUUACUACAAUCAAGGAAGAUGGUUAGUGCGGAAAGCAAAAAAACAAAGCCCUCAAUCGGUUCUUCCUUCUAUUUAUCAGUUUGGUGCAGCUUCCUCCUGUUACUUUUAAGGAGUGAAACUUGCCAUGGUAGUCUGAUGUCGUUUGUCGACAAUAGUUACCAGAAACUGAAUGGCCGACAACAAAUUAUCCAAGUUGAAGGUAUAAAUGUUUUUGGCAAGACUUACAGUUUUAUAAAGGUCUCAAGAAAUGGAUUCAUUAGAUUUAUGGAAAGUUCUGAAGAAACGGCAAACAGUAUUGAAAAUGUCAAGCCUCAAAUUCUUCCUCUGACUCAGUCAGUUCCAUUUGUAGCAGCUUUCUGGACAGAUCCUGAUCUGACAGCCAACGGAACCGUUUGGUUAAGGCAGAUGACAAACGCAACAGAAAUGGCAACCUUUGAGAAAGUGAUCAGUAAUUCUUUUCCUUCAUAUCAACAACGGAAGGCCAAAUAUGCUUGUGACGUAAUAUGGAACGAUAUAGCUUUCACCAGUAACUCUGGCAACAAUUCACAGCUGACGAAUACAUUCGAAGUUACAUUGCUAACAAUGGAGGACAGACAAUAUCUCAUUUUCCACUUCGGCAAGCUGACAUGGGGUGAUUGGAAACAGAUGCCUCAACUCAACAGGAGUUCCUCUGCAGUGGUUGGCUAUGAUGGUGGUAAUAAGAACAACUAUUUAAUGUUAUCUGGACCAGGACCAAACGAUAUCAUCACUGGAUCGAACGUCAACAUUCCCGGUGUGUGGAUCUACAGGAUUGACCAGCGUCCUUGCACCCAGAAAAGCAUGACAGUCAUUGUAUUGGUGGCCACCAUACUCUCUUUGCUCAUUGGCAUUGUUAUUGGUAUUCUCUGUACUUGUUACUGCUUAAGGAGAAUGAAGAAACAAGAUGAAGACAACCUGCCUCUGGACAACAAUGCAGAAUCGCCUGCAACCAAUAAAAGUACAGAACAACUCUCCAUAUUGCCACCAUCCAAUCCUAGCACACCAGUAUUUCCUACUUAUGCAGCGAAUUUAAAUGUAGACACCCAUGUUGACAAACCACCACCAAGAAAGAUAAGAGUCAUCAAGAAAAACCCACCUGCUCCAGUUCCUUGAUUGUAAAGAAAAAGUUGGUUUUUAACAUCAAAAAUUUGAAGAAUUUUCAAGUGAUGUAAUGCCUUCAGCAUUCCUUGUAGAGAGUGCAAACACCAAGACAAAAAAAAGCAUCUAAAGGAGAAGAUAUUUAUUUUCUUUCGUAUUGUUUUGUUGUUUGUUUUUCCUUUUUUUUUUUGCUAUGUUAAAUAACUUCUUCAAUAACAAAUAAAUAUUGAUUAGGUGAGAUAUGUUAUAUACA
This is a messenger RNA of Octopus bimaculoides (California two-spot octopus), 2324 nucleotides long. RefSeq names its product sushi, nidogen and EGF-like domain-containing protein 1. Gene Ontology annotation, biological process: cell-matrix adhesion. NCBI's taxonomy places the organism in Eukaryota, Metazoa, Mollusca, Cephalopoda, Octopoda, Octopodidae. The record is from RefSeq and is a predicted model, not a curated record.